GACCUAGAGGUUACUCCAACCCUUGAAGGAGACCUCCAAGCUACUGAUCCCUCCUUAGCAGCUUCUAAGGAGCUUAUUGCUACUUCCCUUCCUCCACCGACCUCUAAAGAAACCCUGAUCCUUCCCCCGAAGUUGACCUCAACCCCUCUUGUUACAGAGGAGGGCUUUCUCACUAGUAACAUUUGUUUGGCUGCUACAAAGAUGUAUAGUAUCUUGCCACAGGUUGUUGUACAUGUCAAUUUACUCCUUGGGCGAGUUCAAAGGUUUAAGAAAGUGGCUGAUGAGCGCAUGGCUGGGCUGGCCAGUGCAAAGAAGAUGCUAGAGGAGUAA
Molecule: messenger RNA, 330 nt
Organism: Ilex paraguariensis (yerba mate)
Lineage: Eukaryota; Viridiplantae; Streptophyta; Magnoliopsida; Aquifoliales; Aquifoliaceae
Source: the annotation of a GenBank genome assembly